Molecule: messenger RNA, 5328 nt
Organism: Ostreobium quekettii
Lineage: Eukaryota; Viridiplantae; Chlorophyta; Ulvophyceae; Bryopsidales; Ostreobiaceae
Source: the annotation of a GenBank genome assembly
AUGGAUCAGGACAGGGCCAAGAGGAUGUCGCGCAUCCCGCAGCUUACGCCAAAGCCGAAGCCAACCAGGCGCGCUGAGCCGUCGAGGCAGAGCGACAGCCUGAGGCCCAAGCCUGCCGCAAAGCCAGCCGUGCCCGUGAGGUCAAAGCCCGCCUCACGACUUGGGAGCACCGCUUCCAAGCAGGGCUCAGUGAUGGGCCGGCUUGGGAGUGGCUCACCGCAGGGAAGCCCCAUGGCCAGGCGGACGUCCUCCACAUCAGCAAGAGAUGUGCCCACGGCGUCGGUUGCGCAGACCUCCAGGGAGGGGCCGUUGCAGAGGAAGACCACGCCUGUCAGGGAUGUGCUCACGGGAAGACAAGGCCUGCAGGGCAGGCAGACCACAGCUGCGUCCACCAGCAAGGCAUCGACAGCCAGAAUCGGCACAGGGUUGAUGGCGAAGUCGACGCCAAGCCGGCCGUCGUCCGCCGCGAGCAACAGGUCUUCUGGGUCUGCCAGCGUGGGUAACAGGUGGAAUGCCUCAGUUGCCCGGUCGCCAUCAGCAACAGCCAGGCUUGGGUCCAGCGCCAAGGAGGGGCUGCCUCUGAGGACAGGGAGGCUUGGGUUGUCGAGGGAGCCAGUACUAACAAAGAAGGCGACCCCUGUCAGGGACAUAACAGGUGCAAGGCUGCAGUCAAGCGUGAAGGAGACUAUAGGAAGCAGGACAGGGUCGGCUGCAAGGCAGGCGUCCAUAGGCAAGCAGGAAACAGGGUUGAGGCACACCAUCGGACUGAGGCGCACAAGCGGGAGGUUGGGAGAGAGCAGCUCUGCAGGCGCUCAGCCAUCUGAGGGCGUCAGAAAAUCGAGUUCAGGGGGCAUCGGCCAAUCUACACACGAUUCUGUGCUGCCACAGCGGUCCCCAGCAUUGCGUCGGGUGCAGCAGGUGUCGCAGCAGGACAGGGGCCGUGUCUUGAGUGAAGACAAGGAUACCGCCAGUCUGAGGAGGAGCACAAAGGUGCAGGAGCCGCCGAAGGAAUCGGUCUUCCCCGGACGAAUGGAUGACCACGAGCCAAAGGUGAAUCCAAGGCAUCAGGGAAUGGCGGCGCUGAGGAGUGCUUCAGCUGCAAGAGCGCAAGGUUCUUCACACCCCCGAGAUGUUCCAUUCCGAUCCCGAUUGACUCAGCCCCUGGGCAGCGAUGAGUUCAGGUCGAUGCUGUCAUCCCCUUCUGGUUCUUCUCGUCGAUCGCCAGAUCGUUCCUCUUCGUUCUCUGCUGAAGAAUUUAGCGACAUAAGUGAGCAGCCUCCCGCAUCUGCAGGGCUGAUGCGCAACACCUCAAACCCUUUCAUCUCAGAGCAGGGUGAUGCGAACUUCAGCUUUGGGUCGACGCCCAGCAAGGCACCUGACCAAGAUCGGAGGCCCUCUUCUCGAGGGCGCCCACUUUCUGCACAGCUGCUUGCAUCCAGGUAUGCUGCAGAGCCAUCUGCGCUCCUGGACUUGGAUGCUGAAUCGAGCUUCACUGGAUCAGAGCGAUCCCAUGAACGCAGUACAUUCUCGCCGACAGGCAGACUGGGUGAGGAAGAGCUGAGGAGGCAGGGAUAUCAUGGGCGCCGUGUGUCCGAGGACUCGGAAGGAGGGUUUUCGGAAGAGUUGGCUGCAAGGCAGGAUUCGCUCAUGAGCUUUGGCAGGGAUUCGAUACCAAGCACUUUUGAGGACUCUGAUGAUGAGGUGCCAACAGGCCGACGCUCUGCUGGACAGAACAGCACUCACAGCUGUGCGACGAGCGAGCUGUCCUUCAAGGAUAUGAACACAUCUCCCAGGAGCGUAGAUAGUCUAGAGGGAAGCCGUGACGCCUCUUCAGACAACACAUCCCCUCGCACGCCCACUGAGCACCGGUCAGCUUCCAGGGGCGAGCGUUCGCGUCCCUUUGUAUCCUCACCUCUGAAGUCUCGAUCAAUGGGCCCAGGAGGUAACGAGCGGCCGUCCAGCAGAAGCUCAAUCAGCUCGAGGGCAUCAAGGCAGGGCGAGGGAACUUCCAAGGCAGGCUUGUUGAACAGUGGAAGUGGUGGUUCUCCGCUUGCCCCGGAGGUGACGUCCCUGCACCUGGAGCUCGAAUCUGCUUUGCGGCAUGCAGAACAGGAAAUGGAGGAUCUCCAGCGGCAGGUGAAUGGGAAAAACCAACAGAUGCAGCAGGCACAGAAGGCAUUGCUGGCAUACGAGGACGAGGUCAAUGUUCUCCAGAAACGGCUGCAGGACAAUGAGAAAGAACUGGCAGCAUUGGCGCAGCAGAACGGCUCAAAUCAUGGGCGCACCAAAUCGCAGGAGAUGGUCAGGGACGAGUUGAAGCAAAUGAAGUCCCAGACGGCCCAACUGUCCACAGGCCUUCGCCGCCUCAGCGUGGGCUCCGAUGCUAGUUUCUCCAACAGCAUCGACGAUGCGAAGUUUGAUCAGCUGCGCAUGGAACUGGAGGCGCUCCAAGCGGACAACCGUGCAUUGGCUGCACAGGUCAAGGCUCUGGAGCAGGCAGCCGCGGCAUCGUCGGACGAGAUCGUCUCAGACUUGAAGAAGGAGCUCCAGGGAGCACAGGCGGAGAAAGCCGAGCUGCAGCAGGGGAUGGAAGAGGUGAAGGUCGACAAGCAGCGGAUUCAAGCAGAGCUGCUGCAGGCCCAGGAGGAGUUGAGAUGCGUCUUGUCUGAGACGCACGACGCCGAUGCAGAGGUGCAGGUGUACCUUCAGCGCUUGGAGGAAGCACAGAAUCGCAAGGAGAUGUUGGAAAGGGACUUGCAGCAGGCAGAGGGGGAGCUUGGCUCAUUGCAGACUGAGAACGAGGAGCUCCAGGCCCGGUUUAAGGAGCUUGAGCAGCUGGUGGAGGAAAACAAGCAGCUCACUGACGACAACAGGCGACUGAAGGAGACCCUUGAAUCGGAAGCAAAGGUCAAACAGGACGCCUUGGAGGAAACGCAGAUGGCCGCUGAUGGCUUGGCCCGAGAGCUGGAGUCGGUGAGGAAGUGCCUGAAUUCAAUGGAAGAAGAGAAUGACUCGUUGAGGGAGCAGUUGGCUAAUUCCCCCAGGGCGACUGUGGUCUUGCGGUCCGUCGGUGAGGAGUCAUCUGUUAUCUCUGACGAUGCUGGGUCCAGCAAUGUGCACAAGGUCGCACAGCUGCAGGAGGCGCUGUCGCUGUCCCUGCAGAUGAACAGAUGCCUCAAGGACCACAUUGCGCAGGCCUCUGACAGGAGGAGUGUCUCCCCCCUCAUGGACAACCUUAUGGAAGCUGAGAUCGAGACGGAGGCCGAAACGAUGCGCAAGGUCAAAGAGAUGGAGGAGGCGCUUGAACUGGCGUUGGAGGCGAAGGACCUGUUGGAGAAGAAGGUUGCUGAGCAUGAGGAGGUGCACCCUGGAUUGGAGCGUCUGAACGAGGAAGUUCAGAACCUGAUGGUCGAACUCGAAGGCGAAAGGAGCCGGGCACGGGAGGAGCAGGAAGCUGUUCAGGCCAUGAUCCAGGAGUUGGAAAACGAGAAGAAGGACAAGAUGAACGACCUACAACAGGUCCGGCAGGCGCUGCUGGUCGCCCAGGACGCCAAGGCGCGGGCGGAGGAGGAGCUGGAGGCGGAGAGGGCCGCCAGCGCAGAGCUGCGGGCCCUGCUGGACCGCGGCACGGCGGGGCAGGGCCGGGAGGGCAAGGUCGAGGCCGUGCAGGACUUCCCUGGGCGCAAGGCGGGCAGAAAGAGGGAGCUGUCCGGCUCCGCGGACCUCAAGGCCGGCCUGGACGUGGAUUCGUCCGACGGCUCCCCCCUGAGCGCCGCCAAGCUGAGGGCCCCUGUGGAGUUCGGCGACGAGGCGCAGCUGCGGCGGGCGGCCAUCGCGGCCGUCAGCCGGUUGGAGGAGCUGGAACAGGAGCUGAGCAGCGCCGUGAAGGAGAAGUGUGACCUGGCGCAGCAGAUGGUGGACAUUAGCGUGGCCAGCCAGGAGCUGCAGAAGGUGGUGCUGGAGACGGCGCAGAUGACGUCGGAGAUGUCGGUGAGCAAGGAGCGGCGAGCGGGGCGCGCGCGGACGGCGGCCCGCGGCGGCAGCGGGGACGACCCCCUGGUGGGGGUGGCCAUCAAAUCGGGCAGCGCGGAGCUUGACCUGGACCUGUCCGGCGCCAGCGAUUCGGAGGACGUGUCGAUCCCGGCCGGCAAGCUGCGCGGGAUGCGGUCCGAGCUGCUGAGGGCCCGGCAGGAGAAGGCCGCCCUUGAGGCCCAACUGGCGGAGCGUUCGCGGCGCAGCGGGGACUUCUCCAGCGAGCUCAAGGGCCUGCAGGAGGAGCUGCGGGCGGCGCUGGCGAUGAAGGAGGAGCUGACGUCGCGGUUCGGCGAGUACGAGGCCGGCAAGGCGCGGAUGGGCGAGGAGGUGGGCCGCCUGACGGCCGACCUGGAGGCGGAGAAGCGCAACGCGGCGGCGGUGGAGGAGGCCGUGGGCGGGCUGUACGCGCUGUGCAAGGAGGUGGAGUCCAGCGCGGGGAUGGACGGGCGCGGGAGGAGCAUGGACGACGACUUCCCCAGCAAUCUGCCGGACGCCGUGAGCCACCUUACCGGGAGGAUGAGGGAGGGGAUAUGCUCGCUGGCAUCCCGGGGGCGGGGUGGGGGCGCGGAAGGUUUUGCCGGGAGGGAAGGGGAGGCCCCGGGGCAGGCGGCGGGGCCCAAGGGGGCGCAUAUCAAGGCGUCGGGGUCGGUGGGCAGCGAGCAGAGCCCAGACAUCGCCAGGGCGGAGGAGAUUCAGGCUCAGCUGGCGGAGCUGCAGGACGCGCGGAACCAGCUGCAGGAGGUGCUGCAGGAGCGCGCGUACCAGGCGGCAAACGGCCGGCCGGGGUCCCAGGCCGGGAGCCCGCUGGCGGCCGCAAAGCAGGGCAGGUUUGGGUACAUGCCGAGCCGGGAGCUGCAGAGGGCACAGCAGAUGUCGGUGCACCAAGAUGCACUGCAGCGGCAGGGGAUGGAUGGGGGCAGGUGGCAGGGGGAGCAGGAGGCAGUGGCGCAGCAGGGGCCACCGGGGGCCCUGCAGGCUGCCAACUACAAGGAGGGCGAGAUAAGGCAGCUCCAGGGCGUGAUGCGGAACAUGGAGCUGGAGAUGGAGGCCUUGAGGCAGCGGAAUGAGCAGCGGGGGGGAGGCGGGGCCCAGGGCGUGCCGGGCGUGCUGCGGGGGCGAGAAGGGGGGUACCCGCCGCCGCCGGCACCCGACAACGUGGCCCAGAGGGUAGCGGGCCUGCAGUCAAGGGCACAGGAGUUGGAAACACAUCUCCUCCAGGUGAAGCUUGAGAAUGCGGAACUGAAAAAGGCGAUUGAUGCGGUGAACGGCAUUGCCAGGGGAAGGAUCAGAUGA